AUGGGUGGGAAUUUGAAGAUGCAGAGCCACCACUCUGUGGCUGUGAGGUUGAAUGAGCAAAUGGGGGCCAAAAAGGGCUUCACUUUUAUUCAGGCUUACAGAGCUUGGUUCCCAAAGCUUUUGAUGCUUUGGAUUCUGGUGAUGGCUUAUUUGAGCUUCUCAAUCUACAAUUACAUGGAUGCUGAUAACAAAGUGAGAAGAGUUGAAGUGCUUAGUAGCAUGUGUGAUCAGAGAGCAAGAAUGUUGCAAGAUCAGUUCAAUGUUAGUGUCAAUCAUGUGCAUGCGCUUGCUAUCCUUGUUUCCACAUUUCAUUACCUGAAGAAUCCAUCAGCAAUUGAUCAGGAAACUUUUGCAGAAUACACUGCCAGAACUGCAUUUGAGAGGCCUCUUUUAAGUGGGGUGGCCUAUGCACAAAGAGUUGUUAAUUCGGAGAGGGAAAGUUUUGAAAGGCAAAAUGGCUGGACUAUAAAGACGAUGGAGAGGGAGCCCUCACCCAUCCGAGAUGAGUAUGCACCUGUAAUUUUCUCGCAGGAAACUGUCUCUUACAUCGAGUCAAUCGACAUGAUGUCUGGGGAGGAGGACAGAGAAAACAUUUUAAGGGCUAGGGCUACUGGAAAAGCUGUUCUGACCAGUCCGUUCAGACUGCUGGGUUCACAUCAUCUUGGUGUUGUGUUGACUUUCCCUGUUUACAAAUCCAAGCUCCCUCCAAACCCAACUGUGGAGGAGCGCAUAAAGGCAGCUUCCGGGUACCUUGGUGGAGCAUUUGAUGUCGAGUCCCUUGUAGAGAACUUACUUGGGCAACUUGCUGGGAAUCAGGCCAUUAUGGUUUAUGUAUAUGAUGUCACAAACUCUUCUGAUCCCCUAAUCAUGUAUGGUCACCAAUAUGAACAAGACGGUGACAUGUCUCUUCUGCAUGAAAGCAAGCUUGAUUUUGGGGAUCCCUUCAGAAAGCAUCAGAUGAUAUGUAGAUAUCAUCACAGGGCACCAACGUCAUGGACAGCAAUCAAUACUGCAUUCUUAUUCUUUGUGAUUGGUUUGUUAGUUGGCUAUAUCUUAUAUGGAGCUGCGAUGCACAUUGUCAAAGUCGAGGAUGAUUUUCGUGAAAUGGAAGAAUUGAAAGUUCGAGCAGAAGCUGCUGAUGUUGCCAAGUCCCAGUUUCUUGCUACUGUUUCCCAUGAAAUACGAACACCCAUGAAUGGAAUCCUUGGAAUGCUUGCCUUGCUUUUAGAUACAGCUCUAAGUGGAACACAGAGGGAUUAUGCUCAAACUGCUCAGGCCUGUGGAAAGGCACUGAUAGCAUUAAUAAAUGAGGUGCUUGACAGGGCAAAAAUCGAAGCUGGACGGUUGGAGCUGGAACAAGUUCCGUUUGGCAUUCGAUCUAUACUAGAUGAUGUCCUUUCAUUAUUUUCUGAGAAGUCUAGAAAUAUGGGUUUAGAGCUUGCUGUAUUUGUUUCUAAUAAAGUUCCAGAAAUUUUUAUCGGUGAUCCUGGGAGAUUCAGACAGAUCAUUACAAAUCUUGUGGGAAACUCUAUUAAAUUCACAGAACGAGGACAUAUAUUUGUCAAAGUUCAUCUAGCCGAGCCCUCAACGACCAUGAUUAAUGGGAAACUGAUGACUUGCUUGAACGGAGGAUCAGAUGAAGGUGUGCAAACAUCUGAUGGUUGUCAGUUUAAGACAUUAAGUGGAUGUGAAGCAGCUGAUGAUCAAAACAGUUGGGAUACUUUUAAGCAUUUAAUUGCUAAUGAAGAACACAGAACUGAUGUUUCAAGUAAUGUUGCUGCCAAUAAUGAGGCUUCUGAACAAGUCACUUUGAUGGUCUCUGUGGAAGAUACAGGGAUUGGUAUACCAUUACGUGCCCAAGAACGAGUUUUUAUGCCCUUCAUGCAGGCAGACAGUUCAACCUCUAGACAUUAUGGAGGUACUGGUAUCGGCUUGAGCAUCAGCAAGUGUCUAGUUGAACUGAUGGGUGGUCAGAUAAACUUCAAAAGUCGACCUCAUGUUGGGAGCACAUUUUCGUUCACAGCUAAUUUUGGGAGGUGCAAAGAAAAUGCAGUUAGUGACUUGAAAAAACCUAAGUUGGAAGAUCUACCUUCUCACUUUAGAGGAUUGAGAGCAAUACUAGUUGAUGGAAAACUUGUGAGAGCUGCUGUAACAGAGUACCACUUGAAGAGACUUGGAAUCUUGGUAGAAGUUGUAAGUAGCAUCAAGAUGGCUGUUGCUUUUUGUGGAAGAAAUGGUUCUGCUACAUCCGGAAAUAUUGUCCCCCCAGAUAUCAUUCUAGUAGAAAAGGAUGCAUGGAUUUCUGGUGAAGAAUGUGAUCUCAACAAACAGCAUUUGGAAUGGAAACAGAAUGGGCACAUAUAUAAGCUACCUAAGAUGAUGCUUAUUGCAACCAAUUUCGGUAAAGGUGAAUUUGACAAGGCAAAGGCAGCAGGUUUUGCAGAUACCGUGAUUAUGAAACCUUUGAGGGCUAGUAUGGUAGCUGCAUGUCUUCAACAGGUGCUUGGCAUAGGUAAGAAGAGGCAACAGGGGAAGGAGCUGCCUAAUGGAUCUAAUUUCCUUCAGAGCUUGCUCUCUGGUAAAAAAAUCUUGGUCGUUGAUGACAAUAUGGUAAACAGAAGGGUUGCUGCAGGUGCAUUAAAGAAGUUCAGAGCUGAUGUUGUGUGUGUUGACAGUGGCAAAGCAGCAUUGAAUUUGCUUCAAAUACCACACAAUUUUGAUGCUUGUUUCAUGGAUAUUCAAAUGCCUGAAAUGGACGGUUUUGAGGCAACUCGUAGAAUUCGGCAGAUGGAGAGCAUGGCAAAUGGUGAGAUAAAUGGUGGAUUGGAAGGAGUUGCAAGAAAUGGUGAGUGGCAUGUGCCAGUAUUAGCUAUGACCGCUGAUGUUAUUCAUGCCACUUAUGAUGAGUGCCGAAAAUGCGGUAUGGAUGGAUAUGUCUCAAAGCCAUUUGAGGAAGAGAAUCUGUAUCAAGCCGUGGCAAAGUUCUUCAAAUCUAAACCAGACUCAUAGUUCUACUUUUGCUUCACAGAAGCUGCAAACACAUAUCUGCAGGCCUCUGAGUUGUUCGAGCAUCAGCAGCAAUUUUUGAGUAUUGUGCUGGGCCCUGGCUUCCUGUAGAGAAGAGCAACAGUUGGUCCUAGGAGUUUUGAUGAUUCUUAAUGCCUUGAACUCAUUACAGGUUUGAGCAGUCGUUUCUAACCAACUUCAUAACUUGAUUAGUAUCCACUAUCCACUCAAAUGUAUACUAGACAAACCUCCCUUCCCACUUGUAUGUAUAGGAUCAUUAGAAUUGAAGGAGAAGGAGCUUGAUUACUUUCAAAAAGAAGGAGAAGGAGCAAAAUGUGUAAAUCAUAUUCUUUUGCAUCCCUUU
This is a messenger RNA of Fragaria vesca subsp. vesca, 3370 nucleotides long. RefSeq names its product histidine kinase 4-like. NCBI's taxonomy places the organism in Eukaryota, Viridiplantae, Streptophyta, Magnoliopsida, Rosales, Rosaceae. Gene Ontology annotation, molecular function: phosphorelay sensor kinase activity. Gene Ontology annotation, biological process: phosphorelay signal transduction system; phosphorylation. The record is from RefSeq and is a predicted model, not a curated record. The coding region runs from base 1 to 3009 and encodes 1002 amino acids. The transcript has 11 exons.